AUGUCUUCCAACGACAACGUUGCCGUAUAUGCCUGUACGAAAUGUAAAUGGAGAGUCACAUCUAUUAAGUACCUCUUCCGCCAUUUUGGCUCCCAGCACAUCAGCGAAGAAGGGUGGAAUUGCAACCUUGACGCAUGUACAGCAAGCUUCAAGUCCUACUGGUUAUUCAGCAAACAUGCAAGAAGAGACCACAAGCACUUCUUCGAUAGUCGCACAGACAGGAGUCCAUCACCUGACCAAGGCCAGCAGGAAAGCUCUCCACCAGAAAAUGUCACUGGAACAAGCACCAGUUGUGAUGUGAACACUGAAGUUGCCGACCAAACCGACAACGACAGUGACCAAGGUGUGUGCAAUGCAGUUGAUCAGCUGUCGUUUCUUCUCCUUAAAUGGAAAGAAGGCCGACAGAUCCCGGAAUGUACACUGAAUGACAUAUCACAGGACCUGAUCGAAUACCUCAAGAUGUUCAAGAAUCGAAUUGCUCAUAUAGAUGAGAAGUCGCUGAAGAUCAUUUCAAGCAGGCACGAGCGCGAAAGCCACUGGAAAAGAAACUUCGGAUAUGUGGAACCAUGUUCUGUGAAGCUUUCACCGAUUGCACAAGUAUCUGAAGGAGCAAGUUAUGAAUACAUCCCUAUCCUUGAGGUAAUUCAGUUUCUUUCUGGAACACAUGUGGUUGUCUAUGAAAGUGAUUUCAGAGACGAGCCACACCUCCUAAGAGAUAUCGGUGAUGGACAGUUUUUCAAAGAGCAUCCAGUGUUUGGGAGGAAUACAGCUGACCCAAAGAUUGCAAUUCAUCUAUACUUCGACGAGUUUGAAGUAUGCAACCCCAUAGGAAGCAGAAGAGGGAAACACAAGAUCUUGGCUGGUUAUAUGACACUUCUGACAAAGUCUGUUCACGAGCGAUCAAAGGUGACGGAUAAGCAUCUGGUACUCCUAGUGAAAAGUAGCGCCGUCCACGAUCAUGGCCUGAAGGAAGUACUGCAGCCCUUACUGAAAGACCUUGGGAAGUUGGAAGCUGAAGGUGUCCUUGUUAAUGGAAGGACUGUCCUGGGAUCAGUGGUGUGUGUCACAGGUGAUAACCUGUCGGCUCACCAAAUUGGCGGAUUUCGCCAGUGUUUUUCGAGUGGCUUGAUAUGCAGAUGUUGCAUGGCGGACAAGUCGGACAUUAAUGAGAAGUGGGAAGAAAAUGAUUUUACACUGCGAACAACAUCUGCACAUGCUCGUCAGGUACGUCUGAUUGAAUGCGACACCAGUCUCUCAAGUACAUACGGCAUCACUUCUUCAAGCUGCAUGGCACAGCUGCCUUCUUUUGACGCAACAAAGUCACUGCCACCUGACACCAUGCACGACAUGCAUGAAGGCGUAAUCCCUCUUGUGUUGAAACACGUUAUUAAGACCUUAAUAACUGAUGGCUUCUUUACAUUGAAACUACUGAACGAGAGAUUGCGCUCCUUCCCUUUUCAAGGCAAUGAGAAAAAGUCCAAGCCGGCACCCCUCACACGACAAGUGAUAUUUGGCAAGUACUCGAUAAAAGGGUCAGCCUCAGAAGUCGGGUGCCUCUUCCGCAUGUUUUCACUUCUUGUUGGUGACCUCAUUCCAGACAGCAGCAAAGCAUACGAAGUGUACCUUCUGCUUAGAACAAUAGUGGACAUAGUUGAAGCACCCCAAGUGACGGUUGACGUGCUGCCAUUCCUGCAGGUCCACAUAAGCGACUUCUACAGCCUAUUCAGACAAGUGUUCCCCGAUGUGCGCGUUACGCCAAAAAUGCAUUACAUGAUACACUAUCCUAGGCUUUUUCUUUUGUAUGGUCCACUGACGCGUCUCUCAUCAAUCAGGUUUGAAGCUAAACACCAGUUUUUCAAGCGCCUAGCAAGAAAAACGCAGAACUUCAUCAAUAUCUGUCGCACGCUCAGCAUUCGUCAUCAAAUGCAUCAAACAUAUCACCUUUAUGCCUGUAAGGAACACACUACAACCAAUGGCUGUGUUCAAGUGGCUGUGGAGAGGUUGCCACAGGAACUCCAGACAGAGCUCGCUGAACGCAACGUGACAUGCGCGGACAUAAGCACAGUGCAGUCACUGACAGUGUCCAGGCAGACAUAUAACGUGGGUACUGUUCUUCCUGUGACUGUGUUCGACGAUGACCUGCCUGUAUUUGCAGAGAUUGAAAUGAUCAUUUUGUGUGAGAACAAGCAUUAUCUGCUGUGCACUUUACUAAGAACUGUGUGCUUUGAUGAGCAUUUCCACGCCUUUCAUGUGGAAUACACCGACGAUAGUAUUUUCCUGGACAACUUCAAAUGCAAGGAAGAUUUCCCCGACUCGUUUGUAGGAAGUGUCGAGCCGUUUCACGCUCACGAAAGACCUCCACCGGGAGUUCACCAGCUUCAGCUAGGACUUGCCGUGUUUCAGUCAUUCUUGGAACUCCAAGGCAGUGACGAAGAGUGCGGAGAAAUAGGGUCCGAAGGGUGUUUAACGACGUUGUACAAACCCUGUGCAAGAUUGGAAGGCUCUAAAGCACAGUCGCCCUCACCAAAGCCGCGUGAACGGCUCGAAGGGAGCGUUGAUUACAGUCCCAUCCUAAGCCAGAAAGAUGUUGAAUUGCGGGAAGCCAUCGUUGCACUUUGGUUUCAAGGUGCUUAA
Messenger RNA from Ornithodoros turicata, 2634 nucleotides. RefSeq lists its product as uncharacterized. The transcript is spliced from 3 exons. Lineage: Eukaryota; Metazoa; Arthropoda; Arachnida; Ixodida; Argasidae. The coding region runs from base 1 to 2634 and encodes 877 amino acids. The record is from RefSeq and is a predicted model, not a curated record.